AUGGAUGAGGAUCCGAUCGACAUCGGUCUUCGAGACCGCCACCGGUCUGUGCAUCGGGGAGUUGAGCUAGGACAGUAUCGACGAAGUAAAGACACCCGAGGCCAUGAGACAAUCGUGGACGCAGACAGCUUGCUUGGUCAAUUCUCUUUUGCUCCGGCCACACAAACCACUGUUGUCACUACAACCACGACUACUACCACCAAAUUCCCCCCUUUCCUUAUGCGUCCGCCGCGCCAGAUGAAAGACUUGGACCUCAAGCAAUAUCCUUUGGCAGCUAGCCCCACACCGGCCAGCUUGAAGAAGAUACAUUUCGAAAUAGAUGGGAAGCACACGAUAUUUCGCGAAGCCGAAGACACGACGCUUGCAUUAGAGGAGUCACAAGGGCAGCAACGAACUCUUCGAAAUGCCAAUGGGGUGCUCGAAACCGUGGAGACCUUUCCACCCUUCAUCGACGUCCCCUCGGCAGGCUCAAAAUUUACUUCCGCCCGACGGAGAGCGCAGAAAAGACCGGCUUCUCCAGAAUCUAUUACUGACAGCGAAGACCUCGCGCAAUCGCAGGAACCUUCAUUUACGUCAAGUCGUGCUGGAUCGUCAAUGAGAUAUCGUCCCGAAUCAGUCAUAUCAAACUCCUUCUACCAAUCCGUCAACCCAAUCACUCCAAACAGCAUGCCGAAAUCUUGCAACGCAUCCCGUGCAGUCAAUGUGCGAGAGCCGCGAAAGCGUGCCCGUUCAGCAAGAAGCAGGAAUACGCUUCUACCCUCGCCAAACAUGGGUCAGCAACCGGCUUUUCCAGACGCCCAACCAUCAUCGCCAAAGCCCAGGCAUUUUCAUCCCUCGGAACUGGAGAAGGCAACGGCCUCUUCCGUUGAUUACUCCCAUCUCGGGCGGACGAGUCACCGAGACAUCUCACAGGAUACAGCAGUGCCCACGCCACCUAUAAUUGAGGAUACUGAAUCGUCUUCAGCAAGGCCUUUAAGUAGGCGUGCAUUAUCGUCGGUACCAGCUCGGUUGCAUGUCGCGGAAAGUCCAUCAGCACAGGACGGUAGUCUUCCUAGUCCGAGUCUCUCUCCUGUCACAGCUGCCGCAACUUUGCAGAAUGCUGGAUACUUUGCCGAUAUCGACUCAAACUCGGAGAUUGCCUCGCAGCAUGACGGGAUAUACAGAGCUCUUGGACUAGAACGACCGUCACCCAAUCCUUUGGGCUCCUCUCAAAUCACCGAUACGCGCUCUCGUCAUGGUUCUCGCAAGCCCUCUCGAUUUGUCAGCCGCUCAGUCGCAGAAAUUCCAGCAAUGCUCGACUAUUUUGAAGCCAUCCCGGAUGAACUUAAGGGCUACGUUAUGCACCAGUUACUGCGCCGGUGUCCCAAGCCUACACUUCAAGUCGUUGCAGACACCGUCAACCCUGCCCUGAAGUGCGAUUUUCUUUCCCUUCUUCCACCCGAACUGGCUCUCAACAUCCUCAAAUAUCUUGAUGUUAAGAGUCUGUGCAGGGCAGCACAGGUGUCAAGAAAAUGGCGGCAGAUUGUCAACAGUGAUGAAAGAGCCUGGAAAGAAUUAUUUGAUGCAGACGGCUUUACGCUACCGGAAGGAGAAUUGCAGCAAGCUAUUGCCGAAGGCUGGGGUUGGCAAGAUCCCUCUGGUCCGGGUGAAUACGAAGAGAACGUUGCCGAUGCCCACUCCGUCAAAUACGAAACAAACCCCAACGCCUAUUCGCUCGCGGCAGAGGCCCACAAUAGGCAUAGUGCAAUCCUUCCGUCGAAACGAAAAGCCUCCGCGAUGCUAUCGAAUAACAAACAGGCCAAACGUGUGAAGUCCGAGUCACGGGAAACCUCGGUUGACGUCACUUCUUUUGCCUCGUGCAAUGACAUCUCCGCAGCAGACGGGCCGUAUAAUGCGGCACACUCGGCAAUGAUGGCGGUUCCCCAACCGGACAUCGGUUUGCCGAGUCUAACGGGUCUACAUCUCUACAAAUCCCUUUAUCGGAGACACUUUCUUAUUCGAAGAAAUUGGAUGUUCGAAGAUGCGCGACCUCGACAUAUUGCGUUUCGCGCGCAUGAUAGCCACGUGGUUACUUGUCUCCAAUUUGAUCCUGACAAGAUCGUGACAGGGAGUGAUGAUAACAACAUCAACGUCUACGAGACCAAGACCGGCAUCUUAAGGGCGACUCUGACGGGACACGAAGGUGGGGUUUGGGCUUUGCAAUACGAGGGAAACACUCUUGUUUCAGGGUCGACUGAUAGGUCAGUACGCGUCUGGAAUAUUGAAGAAGCACGUGAGACUCAAGUCUUCCGUGGGCACACCUCAACGGUACGAUGCCUGCAAAUCGUGUCCCCCGUCCGAGUCGGAGAAAAUGCAGAAGGGAAGCCCGUCAUGAUGCCCAAACAGCCACUGAUCAUCACGGGGUCUCGCGACUCCACGUUGCGAGUGUGGAAGCUUCCUCGGCCGGAAGAUCCAGUAUUCAUCCAAGCUGAAAACGAAGUUGAUGCAGAUGAUUGUCCUUACUUUGUACGGACCUUGUCCGGUCAUCAGCAUUCCGUACGUGCAAUUGCUGCUUACGCUGACACCUUGGUAAGCGGAAGCUAUGAUUGCACCGUUCGUGUCUGGAGGAUAUCCACAGGCGAGACUAUCUAUCGUCUGCAGGGCCACACACAGAAGGUCUACAGCGUUGUCCUCGACCAUAAACGGAACCGCUGUGUAAGUGGCUCGAUGGACAACAUGGUGCGAAUUUGGGAUCUCAACACCGGCUCCCUCAAAUAUAGCCUGGAGGGGCACACAUCGUUGGUUGGCUUGCUUGACUUGAACUGCGACAUACUCGUGUCCGCAGCAGCCGACUCCACCCUCCGAAUAUGGGACCCAGAGACUGGACAGUGGAAGGCUACUCUGAGCGCACAUACAGGUGCUAUCACCUGCUUCAAACAUGACGGCCAGAAAGUCAUAUCCGGCUCCGACAGGACUUUGAAGUUGUGGAACAUCAAAACCGGCGAAUGUGUCAAGGACCUCCUGUCCGGUCUCAGUGGCGUGUGGCAGGUCCGAUUCAACGAGAGACGCUGCGUUGCAGCAGUGCAGCGAGAUGGAUUGACAUUCAUAGAGGUUCUAGACUAUGGCGCCGCCCGUGAUGGCGUCCCUGAUUACAAUCUGGGUCGACGGAUCGUAGUCAACACUGAUGGGAUAGAAGUCAAUCACGACGGUGGAUAUUUGGAUCUGGACGGCACUGUUGAUUCAUGA
Messenger RNA from Cladophialophora psammophila CBS 110553, 3225 nucleotides. Its product is annotated as F-box and WD-40 domain-containing protein CDC4. The coding region runs from base 1 to 3225 and encodes 1074 amino acids. Lineage: Eukaryota; Fungi; Ascomycota; Eurotiomycetes; Chaetothyriales; Herpotrichiellaceae. The transcript is spliced from 3 exons. The record is from RefSeq and is a predicted model, not a curated record. Gene Ontology annotation, molecular function: protein binding.